AUGUCGGCAGAGAAUAUAUUCUACCUAAUAAUAGGAUCUGUGGGCGCAAUUGUUUUAGUUAUUGCUGUAUUAAUUUUUAUUUAUUAUCGUUCCAUUAAAAAAUCAACAUCUACUUCUGUUACUCAACCACUUCAAUUUUGGAUUCAAAAAUCUCAAAAUUUACCAGAAAAAACAUCAACUAAUUUACCGGUAACAUAUCCAUUAAUGUCUAAAAAUGUUAUAAAAGAUUAUAUCGAUUCAAAUGAGCCAUGUUCAUCAUUUACCCGUAACAUUGUUCCUGUAAUAAUUCAUGAAAAAUUACAAAUAAUUAAUUUGAAAAAAGCAUUUGUGGAAUUAUACGCUGAUCGAAAUUUUUUUGAGAUUCUUUCGGCAGAAGCGCUUGAAGGUACAUUUGGAGAAAUGAAAUGGGCUUUAUGGAGAAGAAAUAUUGAUGAUAUUAUUGGUGAUGUUGAUGAUGAAGAAGAUAAUGUAUGCUUUGAAGAGCGAAUAAUUUUAAAACGAUUGAAAUUUACAGCUGAUAAACGAUAUGUGAGGAAAUUUCUGGAAGAAGCAUUAGCAUUUUUUAAUGUAAAACAACACGAGAAUUUAGCAAAAGUGGUUGCAAUAGCAUCAUGCAACCGUUUUACUGAUCCGGAACAGGAAACUGAUUUUCCAUUUGUAUGUUAUUCGCAUGAUGGUUUUGGUAAUUUAAAAAAAUUUCUCAUUAGCUGUCGAAAUGGUGAAGUAAAUACACAAUUUAGAAAUCGAAAUAAUACUGGAAUACAAACGCUUCGUGCGCAAGAAAUCGUUUCGAUGGCUUUACAAAUUUUAAAUGCUGUGAUACAUUUACAUCAUUUUGGUAUUAUUCAUAAAGAUAUUGCAACAAGGAAUUGUCUUGUAUCUAAAAUUCAUAAUCGUGAUAAUCUAUUUGUACAAAUUUGUGAUUCUGCUCUAAGUAAAGAUUUCUUCCCAAAUGAUUAUCAUUGUUUGGGUGAUAAUGAAAAUAGACCAAUGAAAUGGAUGGCAUAUGAAUCAUUAGUUCAUAAUUCAUUUAAUAGUUCAACAGAUGUUUGGUCAUUUGGUGUAACAUUAUGGGAAUUGCUAACUUGUGGGCAACAACCGUAUCCGGAAAUUGAUCCGGAUGAGAUGGCUACAUAUCUGGAAUGUGGUAAACGAUUAUCACAACCAUACAGUUGUCCAGAUGAAUUAUAUGGUUUGAUGUAUUGUUGUUGGCAACUUGAUUGUCGAGAUCGUCCGACAACUGAGCAACUUUUAAUUGCUUUACAAGAAUUUAAUUUACAACUUUUGCAAUAUAUUUGA
Brugia pahangi is the source of this 1299-nucleotide messenger RNA. Lineage: Eukaryota; Metazoa; Nematoda; Chromadorea; Rhabditida; Onchocercidae. The record is from the annotation of a GenBank genome assembly.